AUGUCGUCAAAAAUCAGGCCGGACUCGGCCUCGGCCGAGUUCGAGGUGGUUCAGGAAACGCCCCGGUUUCAGAGGGUGUAUUGGACGAAGGAACCGCAUCUUCGGAAGCUUUACGGCAUGGCCAUCAUCCUUAUGGUGGCCUCUGCGACGACCGGGUACGACGGCAUGCUCGUCAACACGUCGCAACAGAUAGACGCCUGGAACUGGUUCUUCUUCCCGGAGCUCAGGGACAACCCGGACCUCAAGGACCCCAUUCUCGACAGCAAGCUCGCUAUCCUCGUCAACAUGUUCAAUAUCGGUUCCAUCGUGUCCUUCUUCAUCACACCCUACGUCGCCGACAACUAUGGCCGCCGGCCAGCUAUCAUCGGCGGUUGUCUCUUCAUGGUUGCCGGCGGGUUCUUGACGGCCUUCUGCAACGGCUAUGGGAUGUACAUGGGCGGCCGUUUCGUGCUUGGUUUCGGUAACUCGCUUGCCCAAAUGGCCUCGCCACUUUUGUUGACCGAGAUCUGCCACCCGCAGCACCGCGGUCCCGUAACCGCCAUUUAUAACUGCUUGUGGAACGCCGGCGCGUUGUUGGUAUCCUGCAUCGCCUGGGGCACGGCCAAUGUCAAGACUGAGUGGUCAUGGCGAUCCAUCACGCUCAUUCAGGUCGUGCCCUCCCUCAUCCAGCUCGCUGGCAUCUGGUGGAUCCCCGAAUCGCCUCGCUACCUCGUCAACAAGGAGCGCCACCAGGAGGCGCUACACAUCCUGACCAAGUGGCACGCCGGCGGCGACCCGCACAACGCGACGGUGCAGUUCGAAUUCCGCGAGAUCCGCGAGACUAUCCGCAUCCAGAAGGAGACGGAGCGCUCCACUAGAUACCGCGACUUCUUGCGCACUCGCGGCAACCGCUGGCGACUGGCCAUCAUCGUGUCGCUCGGCGUCAUCUCGCAGUACAGCGGCAAUGCGCUGUUCUCCAACUAUAUGAACGCCAUCUACCUCGGCGCUGGCAUCAACAACCAGAACCAGAAGCUGGCCAUGUCGACAGGCAAGACUCUCCUCGACCUGAUUGUCACGGUUGCUGCCGCGCUCAACGCGCCAUCUACGAGAACUCGAUGGAGCAAGACGUCCAGGCAGGCUACGCCCAGCUCGUCUUCAUCUGGAUCUUUGGGGUAUUUUACGACAUCGGUUUCUCGGGUCUGUUAG
Chaetomium globosum CBS 148.51 is the source of this 1185-nucleotide messenger RNA. RefSeq lists its product as uncharacterized. Gene Ontology annotation, cellular component: membrane. The record is from RefSeq and is a predicted model, not a curated record. The transcript has 3 exons. Gene Ontology annotation, biological process: carbohydrate transport; transmembrane transport. Gene Ontology annotation, molecular function: carbohydrate:proton symporter activity. NCBI's taxonomy places the organism in Eukaryota, Fungi, Ascomycota, Sordariomycetes, Sordariales, Chaetomiaceae. The coding region runs from base 1 to 1185 and encodes 394 amino acids.